AUGUCCAAAAAUGGUGAUUGGUUUUGGGAGGUAGAAAAGAGACAGAAGCAAUUUGAUUAUGCCAAAAAGGUCUACGAAGCAAACAAAGAAUCUUUGAAAUCACAAAAGCCGGCAGCCCCACCUAAACCCCAAAGAUUUAUCACAGAGGAACAACAGAAUCGAAGAAAACUGGCCAUUGAGUAUGCGAAGUCAGUACCGAAACCGUUAGUGAAGCCAACUAUCCAGGCUGGAAGUUCGAUGCAGGAAAUUUCGCCAUCGUCGCAAAAUCAGUUACCAGCCAUUAUUCCCGGCAAAUCACAGAUCCGACCGGAAAGAGAUUUCAUUCUUUUUUCUUCUUUUUUCUUUUUGUUUUUGAAAGAAAGAGAUUUCAUUUUUUUUCUUCUUUCUUUCAUCCUGUUUUUGAAAGAAAGAGAUUUCAUUUUUUCUUCUUUUUUAUUUCUGCUUUUUGAAGAAAGAGCUUUCAUUCUUUUUUCUCCUUUUUUUCUUUCAGUUUUUGGAAGAAAGACAUUUCAUUCUUUUUUCCUAAUAAAGUGUUUGCUUUCUUUCUGCUGUGAAAGAGAUUACUUUCUUUCUUUCUCGAAAGAGAUUUCUUUCAUUCUGUUUUUGGAGAAGGUGAUUUCCUUCCUUUUGCUUUUUGAAAAAGUGGUUUCUUUAUUUCUGUUUUUGUAUGAAAGAGAGGGAUUUCUUCCUUUCUUUUCUCUUUCUUUCUUUCUUUCUUUCUUUUCUCUUUCUUUCUUUCUUUCUUUCUUUUCUCUUUCUUUCUUUCUUUUCUCUUUCUUUCUUUCUUUCUUUCUUUUUUCUAAAGGGAGGGAUUUCUUCUUUUCUUUUCUCUUUCUUUCUUACUUUCUUUCUUUUUCUUUCUUUCUGUUUUUGGAGAAGGUGAUUUCUUUCCAUUUGCUUUUUGAAGAAAGUGUUCCUUUAUUUCUUUCUGUUUUUGAAAGAAAGGGCAGAUUUCUUCCUUUUCUCUUUCUUUCUUUCUUUCUUAUUCUGUUUUCUUUUUUGUUUCUUUCUUUCUCUGAUUUUUUAUGGAAGCUAUUUCUUUCUUUCUUUUUUUCUCUUUGUGCGUCUUCAGGUAAGGCAUUUAUUUAUCUCUUUCUUAGCACAAAUCAAGGUUAA
Acanthosepion pharaonis is the source of this 1116-nucleotide messenger RNA. The record is from the annotation of a GenBank genome assembly. Lineage: Eukaryota; Metazoa; Mollusca; Cephalopoda; Sepiida; Sepiidae.